AGUAUCCUGCCAAGAGUCCUCCCUGACCACCAGAAGUUCCACCUCACCAUCAAGAAAGGCCCUGGUCCAGGAUGUGCAAGGUGUGAUGAAAUCACAGGGCUGGGGAAGGUCAGCUCGGGGUCACAAGAAGCCUGAUGGACAGGAAAGAGCAUGAAAGCCCCAGCCAGCCUCACCUGUGUGGCUGGGAGGACUCACAGAAACCCUCUGUACCCAAUCAUGGGCCAAAGACACCGUCAUGCAAGGGGGUGAAGGCUCCACACCUGUCCCUGUCCCGGGCGUGGAAGCAGGACCGUGAGCAGUCUCUGGCAGCAGCCUAUGUGCCGGUCGUGGUGGACUCUAAGGGGCAGAAUCCGGACAAGCUCAGAUUCAAUUUCUACACCUCCCAGUACUCCAACUCCCUGAACCCCUUCUACACUUUGCAGAAGCCUACCUGUGGCUACCUGUACCGCCGGGACACUGACCACACCCGCAAGCGCUUUGAUGUGCCUCCUGCCAACUCGGUCUUGUGGCGCUCCUAGGCCUGAGCCAAAUAGAAGCCCCCCGACCCUUCACCCUCACCCCUGUGACCUCAGGUCCCCAAGGGGAAAGGCUGCUCACUGCAGGAGGAGCGACCUGUAUUCGGGAUAAGACAGCUGUGCCAUGCCCACCUAUCGACAAUGAUAAAGGGAGGUCUCUCUUCCCAGCAGCA
Nomascus leucogenys (northern white-cheeked gibbon) is the source of this 688-nucleotide messenger RNA. RefSeq names its product ciliary microtubule inner protein 3 (gene CIMIP3). NCBI's taxonomy places the organism in Eukaryota, Metazoa, Chordata, Mammalia, Primates, Hylobatidae. The record is from RefSeq and is a predicted model, not a curated record.